AUGUCUGAAAUCACGCAUCCCACCAUCAAAGGUGAUGUGUCGCUGACCAAAGCCGUGACCGCAGAUGGCUGGUUCAGAGAGAUUUCCGAUAUGUGGCCAGGUCAGGCAAUGAUCCUGAAGGUCAACCAGGUCCUACACCACGAAAAGUCCAAGUACCAAGACGUGCUGGUCUUCGAGAGCAGCGAUCACGGCACCGUCCUCGUCCUUGACAAUGUGAUCCAAUGCACAGAGCGGGAUGAAUUUUCCUACCAAGAGAUGAUCACACAUUUGGCCAUGAACUCGCACCCGAACCCCAAGUCAGUCCUCGUCAUUGGUGGCGGUGACGGUGGUGUCUUGCGGGAGGUUGUCAAGCACGAGUCGGUUGAGAAGGCUAUCCUCUGCGACAUCGACGAGGCCGUCAUUCGUGUCAGCAAGAAGUACCUCCCAGGAAUGUCCAUUGGCUUCCAACACCCAGCUGUCCAAGUCCAUAUUGGUGAUGGCUUCAAGUUCCUUGCCGAUCGCAAGAAUGAAUUUGAUGUGAUCAUCACCGACAGCAGCGACCCAGAAGGCCCGGCCGAGUCGCUGUUCCAGAAACCCUAUUUUGAGCUUCUGCAUGGAGCCCUCAAGGAUGGUGGUGUCAUUACUACCCAAGGUUCCGAGAACCAAUGGCUGCACAUGCCACUCAUCACCAAGCUUAAGAAGGACUGCAAGGAGGUCUUCCCUGUGGCCGAAUACGCCUACACCACCAUUCCUACGUACCCCUCGGGCCAGAUUGGAUUCAUGGUCUGCUGCAAGGAUGCCGACCGCGACGUCAAGGUGCCCCUGCGGUCAUGGAGCCCCGAGGAGGAGGAGAAGCUUUGCAGAUACUACAACAAGGAGAUCCACCAGGCGAGCUUCAUCCUGCCUACCUUUGCCCGCAAGGCAUUGAAAUAG
Messenger RNA from Capronia coronata CBS 617.96, 912 nucleotides. RefSeq names its product spermidine synthase. Gene Ontology annotation, cellular component: cytosol. Gene Ontology annotation, biological process: spermidine biosynthetic process. The record is from RefSeq and is a predicted model, not a curated record. Bases 1 to 912 code for a protein of 303 amino acids. Gene Ontology annotation, molecular function: spermidine synthase activity. NCBI's taxonomy places the organism in Eukaryota, Fungi, Ascomycota, Eurotiomycetes, Chaetothyriales, Herpotrichiellaceae. The transcript has 3 exons.